AUGAAUGACACUGCAGAGCCUAUCUCCUCAAAUGAGGAACUUGGGCCAUUAGGAUCCACCAGUAGGACUCAGACCUCAGCUGACAGCACGCAUUUGUUGCAUAAUGAAGCCGAUAUUCGACGCCCACCUGAAAAGGACUGUGCAGAGACUCAGCCUGAGGAAGCAUGUCCUGCUGGAACCGCCGCACUUAUCGAGCAGCUCCGAACUAGACAGAAGGAAAGAGGCAGCGAAGCGUGGGAUGUAGAGGACGCAGACGUAGAUGCUACACGUUUAGCUGACGUAGCAAUUCGUGUCAACCGCUCCCCCUCCGAUGACACAGCUGUUUCAUCACUUGCCACAACUGGUGUGCUUUGCCCCAUAAGGAAGGCGCAGAGUUCUAUCGAUUUUGAGAAUGCUUGUUCCUUGCCAUAUCAUCCGCAAUACUUGCGCGUGGUAAAGGAAGAAGAAGAGGCGGAACUGGAACGACUUUUGCGCCAGUUAGAUGAGGAGCAGCAGGCUGUCCGUGACUUAGCAAUGGUACAAAAAUAUAAAUUGAUGCAAGAGCAGCUAGCUCUAAUUCAGCAUCAAUUGGGCAAAGAAAAUGUCAAAAUCCCUGAGCUUGAGUGGCUUAUGGCCAAUGACCCUGAGAAUACUCAUGAGCUAGAUGAGGUCAUCAAAGCCUUCGCUGCAAGGGAUGACGACCUGCCACAGGAGUCUUCACAGGGGCCAGAUAUACCCCUUACAUGCAAAAACUUCUUCUGCCGGUGCCCCUGGAUAAGUGAGAUGAGAAAAGAUGAGAAGGCGUGGGUUGCACUUAACCAUACACAGGCAACGCCCAUUCGCUCAAACACGCCUGAAGGAGUAGGUCCUGGUCUUGGAGAUGGACUAGGUCUGUGGUCAAACCCCUACAACCUUUUUACUACCACCGCAUGUGGGCCACUAGAGAUCCGAGUAAAGGUCGAACAUGCCAGCAUGGCUUAUGAUCACGACUUCGAUGCUGUGGCAAUCACACCACCUGGACAUGGGAACACAACACAGGUGGAGGAAGAAGGUGGAGGGUUCUGGAAUCCAGCAAACUUUCUUAAAAAUACCCUGGAGUCUUGUCUAGGGGUUGCGUUAGAUAGGACAGUAGUGGUGUCCCACAGCAACUUCGUGACUCGCAAGUUCUUUCUUCCAUUUCUAAUGUCCGAUGUUGCCCUGGGAUUCGUACUCUUUGACAGCUCUGUGGGGACUGAGUGGAUGGACGAAUACGACACAGAUGUAAACGACCACAAAUUUUAUCAAGUUAGGACUAAACAUUAUCGAUAUGUCGGUAAACGGCGUCUAGCAGCUGUGAAUAGUAUACUUCAAGCUUUGGAAGCCCAGAACAAGCUCCCCCGUGUACUGUCAGCCACAACUUUAAAAGGCUAUUGUAGGGCCGAACCAGAGGGUGCAGACGAUGCCUUCCCCACUAACAGUACUCUUGGUCCAUUCGACUUCUUUCCGGGGAAGUAUAAAGAGGCAGGCUGGGACACUGCUAGGCGUCGGUUUCGCGAGAUUCCUCUGGACUACCCAGCAGAUGAAGGGAUGGAAACUCGUUUAGUGAGCAGUGAAUAUUUCGAUCCCCUCCGCGUUGCACUUUCGGCAUUCCUUGAAGAGCUGAAGAGUAUAUCACUUGAGGGCAAGCUACACGUGGAACAGUCACGCCCUCUCCGUUAUAAUAAUCGACAAAUUGAAUAUGAGAGAUCAAGGGAAGCCACCACAGUUAUAGACCCUGACAAGAUAUACUGUGUGCAAGAGCCCGAUGCCGUCAUGCCAGAAAUUCGUUCGGACGAUACAUACCAUUCACAACCAGUGUAUCUCGUUGAUCCACUGAAAUACUGGCUUCAGAAACAAGCCAAACAAACACAAAAAAUUAACAGUACUUCUACCACUACUGUCUCGCCCACGCCUUGA
Cyclospora cayetanensis is the source of this 1914-nucleotide messenger RNA. RefSeq lists its product as uncharacterized. Lineage: Eukaryota; Apicomplexa; Conoidasida; Eucoccidiorida; Eimeriidae. The transcript is spliced from 7 exons. Bases 1 to 1914 code for a protein of 637 amino acids. The record is from RefSeq and is a predicted model, not a curated record.